AUGUCUGAGAAUCUCAGAAAAUCAGAGCCUGAAGAGCCUGAAUUCAUGAAACCAAAGCCUAAAACAUUAGAGUUUAUGGUGCCAAUAGAGGGAAAUGGUAGAUCCAUACAGCGUCAGUGUAUAAAAAAAAUUCCAGAAGGAAAGGAAAUUCCGAAAAACAAAAUAGCCAAACCAAUGGGAAUAAAAUUAAUAAAGCGAGAAUAA
This is a messenger RNA of Theileria orientalis strain Shintoku, 204 nucleotides long. RefSeq lists its product as hypothetical. NCBI's taxonomy places the organism in Eukaryota, Apicomplexa, Aconoidasida, Piroplasmida, Theileriidae. The transcript is spliced from 2 exons. Bases 1 to 204 code for a protein of 67 amino acids. The record is from RefSeq and is a predicted model, not a curated record.